Messenger RNA from Acytostelium subglobosum LB1, 1410 nucleotides. RefSeq lists its product as hypothetical. The coding region runs from base 1 to 1410 and encodes 469 amino acids. The record is from RefSeq and is a predicted model, not a curated record. The transcript has 2 exons. NCBI's taxonomy places the organism in Eukaryota, Evosea, Eumycetozoa, Acytosteliales, Acytosteliaceae. Gene Ontology annotation, molecular function: metal ion binding; ubiquitin binding.
AUGAGUACUCCACUUGACUUCUUACAACAGAUGUUGCCUAAUGUUGAUAAACAGGAUAUAUUGACAUGUUUGGCUGAUGAACAUUAUGAUCUAAGCAAGGCAAUAUGUCGACUUCUCGAGUCUGACAUGUUCAAUGAGGACGAAGAAUAUGGUUACAUUGAUGAGUCAUCAAUUACUGAUCAGACUCAUAAGCAACAACAGCAACAACAAGUUGUACCUGUUGCUGCACCAUCAUCGACGACGACUUCAUCAUCAUCAAACUCAAUGUCUGGUACAAUACCAGUGGCAUGCAGGUUCUAUGCUAAUGGAGCUUGUAGUAAUAAUCAAUGCAAGUUUAUACAUGAUACAUCGAUAAAGCCAGUGACGACAACGGUCUGCAAGUACUUCCUCAGUGGAUCAUUKGGACAAUGCUUCAAUCCCAAUUGCAGCUUCUCACAUUCAUUCCAGAGUUCAUUCGACGAGGUGCAGACUGCCACGUCCUCUGCCGCACCUUCAUCUCCUGCUCCUGCCCCCUCAAAGCCACAGCCGACCAACUUUCAACAGUCGGACUUUCCCGAGCUCAACAGCAGCAAAACAUCAAAGCAACAACAUGGACAACGCACUUCUUCAUCGACAUCAUCGACUCUAUCUCCCACAAGCAGUGUAUAUCAACCUCAAUUCGCUGCUGCAUUGACUCCAAAGAAGCAGGCAAACACUCGUGGACCAUCCAAUCGUACGGCAGCAUCAGCCACAAGUCAUUGUGAUGAGCAGUUUCCAGAUCUAUCAAUGGCGGCAAACACAAAGGGCAAGAGGCGACCGAAGCAGCCACAGACAACUACAACAUCAUCAUCCAACAACUCAAUGACAUCUCAGAUAUACAUUACACAAUUGCAAGACAUGUUUAAGAGCAUAAAGUUGGACAGCAUCAUCAAGGAGUUGGAUCAGAACAAUCAAGACUUUGAAUUGACAAAGAAGUCAUUAGAGUCGCGAUAUGGUGUCAGUCAACCAACUGUACAACAACAGGUCAGUGCCCCAACGCACAGCUCACUGGGACCUCGCGACUUCUCUAAAAUACAAGAACAGGUCGAGAUGGUCAAGGGACUUGGUUGGAGUGAGACUGGUGCUGGCGUAUCAGGACUCUACAGUAGCUACAGAGAUGAAGCUAUUGUAUUUGCACGCGAGCGAAACAGAUACUUUAACAUGGCAGCCAAGGCAUACCUUGGUCGAGACAUGGCAAUGGCAAAGCAAUAUUCACAAAAGGGAAGAGAACUCGAUUCCAAGAUGAAGGAACUACACGAGAAGGCCAUGAAUCAGAUUUAUCAACAAAGGAAUAUGUCACUACCUUCCAACGUCAUUGAUCUACAUGGCCUUCAUGUCAAGGAAGCAUUGGACAUUAUUGAUCAACAUCUUGGUGUAACUGGUAAGUGUUGA